Molossus molossus (Pallas's mastiff bat) is the source of this 1972-nucleotide messenger RNA. RefSeq names its product MPL proto-oncogene, thrombopoietin receptor (gene MPL). Gene Ontology annotation, biological process: cytokine-mediated signaling pathway; hemopoiesis; positive regulation of cell population proliferation. Gene Ontology annotation, molecular function: cytokine receptor activity; protein binding. Bases 5 to 1972 code for a protein of 655 amino acids. NCBI's taxonomy places the organism in Eukaryota, Metazoa, Chordata, Mammalia, Chiroptera, Molossidae. The record is from RefSeq and is a predicted model, not a curated record. Gene Ontology annotation, cellular component: membrane; external side of plasma membrane. The transcript has 12 exons.
GAAGAUGCCCUCCUGGGCCCUCUUGGUGGUCACCUCCUGCCUCCUCCUGGCCCCCCAAAACCUGGCACAAGUCACCAGCCAAGGACCCAGAGCCCAACUCACCAGCUGUUCCUCAGCUGCCUCCUUGCUGGCCGUGGACUCCGAGCCCCUGAACUGUUUUUCUCGAACAUUUGAGGACCUCACUUGCUUCUGGGAUGAGGAAGAGGCAGCACCCAGUGGAACAUACCAGCUGCUGUAUGCCUACCCAGGGGAGAAGCCCCGUGCCUGCCCCCUGAUUUCCCAGAGUGUGCCCCCCUUUCGAACUCGAUAUGUGUGCCAGUUUCCAGCCCAGGAUGAAGUUCGUCUCUUCUUUCCACUGCACCUGUGGGUGAAGAACGUGUUCCUAAACCAGAAUCUGACCGAGCGGGUGCUCUUUGUGGAUAGUGUGGGCCUACCAGCUCCCCCCAGUAUCAUCAAAGCCAUGGGCGGGAGCCAACCAGGGGAACUUCAGAUCAGCUGGAAAGCCCCAGCUCCUGAAAUCAGUGAUUUCUUGUGGCACCAACUCCGCUAUGGCCCCAAGGAUCCCAGAAACUCCACCGUUCCCACAGUCGUGCAGUUGCUGUCCACAGAAACCUGCUGCCCAGCUCUGCGGAGGCCAAACCCAGCCCCAGCUCUGGACCAGCCUGCAUGUGCACAGCCUGUGAUGCCCCAACAGGAUGGACCAAAGCAGACCUCCCCAACUAGAGAAGCUCCACCUCUGACAGCGAAGAGUGGAAGCUGCCUCAUCUCAGGGCUCCAGCCUGGGAAAUCCUACUGGCUCCAGCUGCGCAGCCAACCUGAUGGGGUCUCCCUCCAUGGCUCCUGGGGACCCUGGUCCCAUCCUGCAACUGUGGACCUGCCUGGAGAUGCAGUGGAAAUUGGGCUGCAAUGCUUUACCCUGGACUUGAAGAAUGUUACCUGUCAGUGGCAGCAACAGGACCAUGCUAGCUCCCAAGGCUUCUUCUAUCACAGCAGGCCAUGGUGCUGUCCCAGAGCCAGGGACCCUGUCUGGAAGAAGUGUGAAGAGGAGAAAAAUCCAGGAUUACAACUCUCCCAGUUCUCCCGCUGCCACUUCAAGUCACGAAAUGACAGUGUUAUUCACAUCCUUGUGGAGGUGACCACAGCCCAGGGAGCUUUUCACAGCUACCUGGGCUCCCCUUUCUGGAUCCACCAGGCUGUGCUCAUCCCCACUCCAAACUUGCACUGGAGGGAGGUCUCCAGCGGGCAGCUGGAAUUGGAAUGGCAGCACCCAUCAUCCUGGGCAGCCCAAGAGACCUGCUAUCAGCUCCGAUACACAGGAGAAGGCCAUCAGGACUGGAAGGUGCUGGAGCCACCUCUAGGGGCUCAGAGAGAGACCCUGGAGCUGCGCCCGCGCUCCCGCUACCGUUUACAGCUGCGCGCCAGGCUCCACGGCCCCACCUACCAAGGCCCCUGGACCGCCUGGUCCGACCCAAUAAGGGUAGAGACAGCCUCGGAGACUGCCUGGAUCACCCUGGUGACCGCUCUGCUGCUGGUACUGGGCCUCAGCGCUCUCCUGGGCCUGCUGCUGCUGCGGUGGCAAUUUCCUGCGCACUACAGGAGCCUGAGGCAUGCACUGUGGCCCUCACUUCCAGACCUGCACCGGGUCCUAGGCCAGUACCUUAGGGAUACUGCCACCCUCAGUCCGCCCAAGGCUGCAGUCUCAGAUGUCUAUGAGGAAGUGGAACCCAGCCUCCUUGAAAUUCUACCUAAGUCCUCAGAGAAGACUCCCUUGCCCCUGUGUUCCUCCCAGACCCAGAUGGACUACCGAGGAUUGCAGCCAUCUUGCCUGGCUACCAUGACCCUGUCUGUGUGCCCACCCAUGGCUGAGUCAGGAUCCUACUGUACCACUCACAUUGCCAACCAUUCCUACUUACCACUGACCUGCUGGCAGGCCCCUCACUCCCAGUAUCCUGGACAGAUCCAAACCCUCUAG